CCCGACCCCAAGCACAAAAGAACUUUUUUUUUUUUUCAACUCUUUUUCCACCUGUAAAUACAUUACACAUAAACCAUGUUCCGCAACACAUUGACUACAUUGAGCCGCUCCACGCAAGCUAUUCACAAGCCCUUGACUGCCCCCACUGCCAACGGCGUUCGAUUCUAUCACGAAAAGGUCAUUAACCAUUUCGAAAAACCUCGCAACGUGGGCUCUUUCUCCAAGAGCGAAAAGGGAGUUGGCACUGGUUUGGUGGGUGCACCUGCUUGUGGUGAUGUCAUGAAGCUCCAAAUCAAGGUAGACGAGGAGUCCGGCAAGAUCGUCGAUGUCAAGUUCAAGACGUUUGGCUGUGGCUCGGCCAUUGCUUCGUCUAGCUUCAUGACAGAGCGUGUCCGUGGACUGACGCUUGAUCAGGCAGGUCAAAUCAAGAACACUGAAAUUGCCAAGGAGCUGUCGUUGCCACCGGUCAAGUUGCAUUGCUCCAUGCUUGCUGAAGAUGCGAUCAAAUCAGCCAUCAAGGACUACAAGAGCAAGCGAGUAAGUGCAGCAUCAGCAGCUGCAGCUACAACGGGAGGUUCAUCGUCUGCCCAGCAAGCUACGGCUUAAAGUCCCUUUUCAUUCAUUAUGUCCCACACCCUUUCCCUGCUUACCCACCCGCUUAUCGUUUUCCCACAAGAGGAGAAUCACACGCACACACACACAUACGCUUCUUCCUUUCUUCCACAUAAAACGACUCACCUCACCUUGAACAAGAAACCCAUUUUCAUAUUAGUUUAUACAUAACACCCAUCCACUCCCAGCAUGGCUACUAUAUUCUGUGUAUCAUUUUGCGUCAUCUGCCCCCCCCCUUUUCUUUUUCUUCUUUUUCUCUUCUCUUGGUCAGCUUGGUCAAGGAUCAGCAGAGAGAGAGAGAGAGAGAGAGAAACAAAAAAGAACUCUGUACCUACCCUCUCCCUUCACCCUCUCGCUUCGUAAAUAAAGCA
Zychaea mexicana is the source of this 983-nucleotide messenger RNA. RefSeq names its product iron sulfur cluster assembly protein 1. Gene Ontology annotation, biological process: iron-sulfur cluster assembly; intracellular iron ion homeostasis. Gene Ontology annotation, molecular function: 2 iron, 2 sulfur cluster binding; ferrous iron binding. Gene Ontology annotation, cellular component: cytoplasm; mitochondrial matrix. The transcript has 3 exons. The record is from RefSeq and is a predicted model, not a curated record. NCBI's taxonomy places the organism in Eukaryota, Fungi, Mucoromycota, Mucoromycetes, Mucorales, Lichtheimiaceae. Bases 76 to 606 code for a protein of 176 amino acids.